AUGUCAGAUGGAUUUGCAGAAUCCGAAGGCUGUCAAAUUUGCAGACUCAAAGGACGACUUCAAUCUUGCAAUUGGCAGCUGGUCGUGAUGGAAUGCUUCUCAAUCAUCUUUUAAGCAGGUAGCUAUCGAUGAUUGAACUGAGAGUUCUCGAAGAUGCUGUGGGUGUAAUGCUCAAGGAGCAUCAAAUCGAACCGUUCCUCGGAGAGCUCUUCUUCUGGCAAGAUAUCGCCUCACAAUUGACCAAGUAUGCCAAUUUAGGCUUUGAACAGGAGAGUCAACAGGAUGUUGCAUGGACAAUGACUGCUUUGCGUCUCAUUCAGAUUGCGUGUGCAACGACCAGCGACUGCCAAGCGCUGGCUCUAGCCUCCCGCAUCCAUGAGCCUGUCAUUAAGAUUGUUGCCAAGCAUCUGACAGCGGACCAUGACAAGCUAGCAUGGAGGAGUAUGGCUGUACUGUCAAAUAUGGUCACUCGCAAUGCAGCAGUUGCUGAAGUGCUCUAUCCUAUAGUUCUGAAGGCUUUGCCGUUGCAACAAACUCUGCAGAAUGGCAACACACUGGAACCCUCCCUUGUCUUCCUGCGCAAUUCUGUUUACGCUGAUAAGACGUUCUUGAACUUGCUAUCUAAAGAUGGACCACUGCUAGUCAGCUUGCUUUCCACAUCGGAAGAAGGCGGUCUCCUGGGGCAGCAAGGAGCGGGCCAGCUUGUCUCCGCCAUUAUUGAAGAACUCAUGCAGAAUGAUUGCCUAGAGAGCGUUAUCCAUUCUCUUUACCAAGAAGUUGACUCUACAAGGGUCGAAAUCCGUUAUUUAUGGGAACUCAUCAGAGAUCUCUGUUCACAGGAAACGCUGCCUCAGCGUCUGGAUGUCAAGGUCCCUUUGACAAUCGUUGCCAUGCUCUACCAGAGCCUAGCGGAGCUGGGAAACCUGCAGGAGAACAAUCCCACGCAAAAUGAUCUCAUUCUAUGGCAAAUUCUGGCAUGUCAAGCAGCAGCCUUGUCAUCCAUCUUGUCGAAUGAACAGCAGCAAAACCUGCUCAAAGACCAGGCUAUUCAAGCCUCGGUCACUCCAGUUGUUGAGCUUCUAGGCAUUGCGCAUCUUCGUUUCCCGAGAACCACGGGCGGAAGAAUGAAAAACGUUGACGAAACAGUUGUGGUCAGAAACCUCAAGCGCGAUUGUAUAGCCAUCAUCAUGAACCUUUCCUACGGCAACAAAGAAAUUCAAGAUCUUGUCAGGACAACGGGUGGCCUCGCACUUGUUUUAGCACAGUGCAACAUCGAUGAAAGCAAUCCUUACAUCAAGGAGUGGGCUACUGUGUGCAUGCGCGUUCUCUUGGAAGGCAAUUUGGAGAACCAAGCUCAAGUCGAAAACAUGACGCCAAUUGGUACGCAGCAGACCCCCGAGCUUGAUGAACUUGGAUUGCAAAGUUAUUUGACGCCGGACGGUAAAGUGGAGCUUCGGCAAUUGGCAAACGAUCAGGGGGUACAGGCCACAAUUACCAGUAUCAAUGACAGCUAUGAGGAUUGAGCUUCAUGGUGUGUUUCUAUGCUCCGCUAUUUGGUGCAUCGAAUUCAAGACCAUCUUGUCCAGUGUUGUGCAUGAUUCCCACGUCCUCAUCCAGUUCAUCUUGUUGCAAAGUAUGUGGUUGCAGCGUAUCGACCGCAAGGGUCUUGUUGAGCUCUUCCUCCCGAAUAGCUUCAUUUUCAGCACGCUUUUCGGGCGUGGCCAUCUGCUCAGGAGUCAGCUCUGCUACGCGGGCUGCUGGAAGUUGUCCAGACUUGACGGCAUUCAGGAGCUCGGGGUUUGUCUGAAGAAUGUCAGUAUUUCUUGAGCAGCAGUGACAUGAUGGCUCACUUUCAAAUUGGCAGCUUUGGAGCGCACCUCGUCUUUAUAUUGCUUCUCAUCACCUGCAGCGUGCUCAGCGAUGGAUUUCUCCACCUGACGGGCUAGCGGUU
This is a messenger RNA of Protomyces lactucae-debilis, 1951 nucleotides long. Its product is annotated as spinocerebellar ataxia type 10 protein domain-containing protein. The record is from RefSeq and is a predicted model, not a curated record. Gene Ontology annotation, cellular component: cytosol. Lineage: Eukaryota; Fungi; Ascomycota; Taphrinomycetes; Taphrinales; Protomycetaceae. The transcript has a single exon. Bases 129 to 1523 code for a protein of 464 amino acids.